Messenger RNA from Colius striatus (speckled mousebird), 866 nucleotides. It is a transcript of the gene NDUFAF3, whose product is annotated as NADH:ubiquinone oxidoreductase complex assembly factor 3. Gene Ontology annotation, biological process: mitochondrial respiratory chain complex I assembly. The record is from RefSeq and is a predicted model, not a curated record. Gene Ontology annotation, cellular component: mitochondrial inner membrane. The transcript has 5 exons. Bases 4 to 522 code for a protein of 172 amino acids. NCBI's taxonomy places the organism in Eukaryota, Metazoa, Chordata, Aves, Coliiformes, Coliidae.
GCCAUGGCGGCGGCGGCCCUGCGGCGGCUGUGCCCGGCGGCACGGCGGGCGAACGGCUGGCUCGGGGCGCCGUGCCGGGGUCACCGCCUCACGCCGGCGGACGACGAGCUGUACCAGCGGACGCGAGUGACGGUGCUGCAGCCGGAGUCCCCCAGCAGCAUGUUCAUCGAGGGCUACAACAGCCGCGGCUUCACCGUCAGCGGGGACGUGGUGGUGGGGCCCUGCGCCAUCCUGCCCCGCGCCAUCCUCCAGUGGAACGUUGGCUCCUACAUGGACAUCUCGCAUGCGAGUCUGUCGCUGUUCCGGCUGCUGGAGCCCCAGAUAGAGAUCCUGGUGCUGGGCACAGGAGACAGGGUGGAGCGGCUGCACCCCACCUUGCUGAAGCAGAUGCGUGAGUGUGGGAUCGCCGUUGAGGUGCAGGACACGCCCAAUGCGUGUGCAACCUUCAACUUCCUCACAAGUGAAAGGCGCAUGGCAGCUGCUGGGCUCAUCCCUCCACGGGGUAUCUACCUGGGGGUGUAGGUGCCUGCCCUGGCUGUGGGCUGAGCAGCUCUUCCCUUGCCUGUAGCCCAAAGCCCCUAACCAGCACCGCUCCCACUGGAGAAACACUUCAGACUAAACUGUGGGAGCUGCUCUCUGGGCCCUGGCUCUGGCCUCAGGUGUGGCAUUGCCCACAUGGGGGCCCUGGAGCACAGCCUGAGGCACGAGCAGUGCUGGCAGCCCUGCAGCUCUGCUGAGGUGGUUCCCGCUGCCUUGGCAGCAAGAAACUGUCACCUCAAGGCAGGGAGGAGGCUGACGGAGUGAACUACAUGGCCCUGGGGAACGUUUUGGGCACCAGCUGGGAAAUACAUGUAAAUCGUAAAUAA